AUGCCUUUCACACCCGAUUCGGAACUGGACUUGGCGUUCUCAGCGGACCUUAUCCCCGCGGAACUCAACGAAAAGGUGGCGGCCCACCAACUUCACAUUCGUCCUCUGGCCUCCACGGACUAUGCGCGUGGCCAUAUCAAGGUUCUGGGCUCACUCACGACGGUAGCAGACCCUGGCGAGGCUGCAUGGAAAGAGCGCUUUGAGGAGCUAGCACGCUCAAAGUCGUCGGCAAGCAAGUACUUUGUCGUGGUGAUCGUGUCCAAGGAGACCGACGAGCUUGUGGCUACAGGCACGGUCUUCUUGGAGCCCAAGUUUCUACGCUCGCUUGCUUCAGCAGCGCACAUUGAGGACAUUGCUGUGGAUAAUUUGAUGCAGGGCAAGGGACUUGGAAAAGUCCUUAUUGCGACGCUCACGGCACUGAGUAAGCAGGCAGGCGCGUACAAGACGCUGCUGGACUGCAGUAACGACAACGUAGCGUUCUACGAGAAAUGCGGCUACGAAGUGAAGGGCGUCGAAAUGGCCAAGUACAAUGUGUAG
Messenger RNA from Malassezia pachydermatis, 537 nucleotides. RefSeq names its product acyl- n-acyltransferase. The transcript is spliced from 2 exons. Gene Ontology annotation, cellular component: endoplasmic reticulum; Golgi apparatus; endoplasmic reticulum-Golgi intermediate compartment. Bases 1 to 537 code for a protein of 178 amino acids. Gene Ontology annotation, biological process: UDP-N-acetylglucosamine biosynthetic process. The record is from RefSeq and is a predicted model, not a curated record. NCBI's taxonomy places the organism in Eukaryota, Fungi, Basidiomycota, Malasseziomycetes, Malasseziales, Malasseziaceae. Gene Ontology annotation, molecular function: glucosamine 6-phosphate N-acetyltransferase activity; monosaccharide binding.